Messenger RNA from Gongylonema pulchrum, 327 nucleotides. The record is from the annotation of a GenBank genome assembly. Lineage: Eukaryota; Metazoa; Nematoda; Chromadorea; Rhabditida; Gongylonematidae.
AUGGCAGAGUUUCGUAAAAAACUCGAUGAGGGUAUGAAUGACGCGUUGCGAACAUCACAGAAUGGAACGCUGCCGCCGUUUCCAUCCCGACCGAUGAUGCCGAAAUUUUGCUUUGGCAAAGAUGCAGUGCUGUAUGUAUUCGCUGGAUGCACUGUACAGAAUUACAAAUUAUACAUCGGACAGAAGUUUGCUCGUGAACUAAACCCGGAAGAGCGAGAUGAGCUUGAUAUUUUUGCUAAACAAAUGGCAAGCGCUAUGCCUGCACCCAAUCCGUUGGUAAAAAUCAUUUUAUUCAACAGUUUUUUUUCAGUGACUGAAUAUAAUUAG